UCAAUAACAAGAGAUUUAUAAAAUUUAUGAUAUGUUUGAAAGAUCUUCAAUAUGAUCGGUCGAGAUAACGAAAAUGUCUGAAAUGUAGCCCGAUCACCGCUUCUUCUGACGCGUCUCUCUAGAAAUGCGACGAAUCAGCCAAUUUUUUUGGAUCAGCAAUCGAUCAACACAAUCGCACUCUCAGAACAAAUUCCAGGUGAAUAAUGAAGGCUUCUCUAAUUUUCUUCUUGCUUGCGUGCACUUCAGUUUACGCGAUGUCGGCUGAAGAUGUAACUAAGUUACAGAUUGAUGUUACGAGUAGGCCAUCAUCUUGUGAUAUUAAAACUCAUAAAGGAGAUAAAAUCAAAGUUCAUUAUCGUGGGAUGUUCGCAGAUGGGACUGUUUUUGAUUCUAGUUUUGAAAGGGGUGUCCCAUUUGAGUUUGAGCUUGGCGCUGGUAAAGUAAUUAAAGGAUGGGACCAAGGAUUACUAGGAAUGUGCGUUGGUGAGAAACGGAAACUGACAAUUCCUUCAAAGUUAGGAUAUGGACCGAAAGGCGUUCCACCAACCAUACCAGGUAAUCCUAACAUAACCCUAAAACUCAUCUAUUUGCAUCAAUUUUUUACCGUACUAGUAAGAAGGUGUUCCCAAAAGAGGACAAACAAAGAUUGAAUGCACUCCUAUACCGUAUCUGUACAAAUAGAAUAGUCGAUUUAUACAGAAUGGUAAAGGGGUCCCUCUAUGAUCAUAGAAAUGAAUAGAAAGGGAUAUUUGAAUCCUUACCAACUUGAUCUUGUUGCCCCAGGCAACAAGCAUGCAUGAACCAUUUCACGAAGUAUGCAUCCAGAUAGCCCUAAGUCUCAAUCGUUAGCUCUUGGUCUUCCGAUUAAAAAACAACGUCAACGAAGAUGAAAUCCAUGGACUUUUAGAAACAUUUGCAUUUAAUCCUUGACAUUAGUCGUAAGUGUUCUUAAAAGAAGUAACUAUAAGGACUAAUUAUGUGCAUUAAGUUCACGACCCAACUCAAACGAUGAUUUGAAUUUAUUCACGGCUGAAGUAUGUGGAGUUUUGUGUUGUUCCCUUGUUGGGUUUUGAA
Molecule: messenger RNA, 1074 nt
Organism: Cucurbita pepo subsp. pepo (vegetable marrow)
Lineage: Eukaryota; Viridiplantae; Streptophyta; Magnoliopsida; Cucurbitales; Cucurbitaceae
Source: RefSeq, a predicted model, not a curated record